Molecule: messenger RNA, 1331 nt
Organism: Parasteatoda tepidariorum (common house spider)
Lineage: Eukaryota; Metazoa; Arthropoda; Arachnida; Araneae; Theridiidae
Source: RefSeq, a predicted model, not a curated record
UAAAACAAACAUAAAAUAUACUGGGGACAUGAAAAUGACUGUUUUUGUUAGAAUGACCUAUAUAUAGAAUUAGCGCAUAAGCUGCAAAUUUCGAAGAUCAAUUUUAAGUCAAUUUAAACAAACUCAUCCCUAUUUUCAAAAUUUUACAGGUUCCUACAAAAAAAGGUUUAAUGGAGAACACCAUCGCUUUUGACUGGGAAAUUGCUGAAAAGUUUGGUCCCACACAAAGUAUGAUAGAGUCAUGUGAAAAAAUAUAUGAAUCUGGAGAAAGUUGGAGAUUUAACUGCUCAAUUCGCAAAUUCCCAUUAUUGAUAAAAGGAUAUCCAGCUUACUGCUAUACUAUAGAGUCUCAACUUGGUCAACCGGAAUCUGAAGAUGAUAUUUUACCUAAUAACUUUUAUUUCAAAAUUGAACUGAAUAAUUUCCCUUCCGAGUAUUUCAAGCAUUUAGACGAAAUUUUCAUUUUUGCGGGAAUUCACAAUAGAAGGCAAUUAAUAAAUCCACAGAAGGAAGGUGUUAUUUUGAAAGGAGGAUACGAUUAUAAAAUCCACGUGUCUAUGAAGCAAAUUGAAAGGCUAGCUUUUCCUUACAAUACAAAUUGUACCGAUUAUUUAAAGCUGUGGAAACAAAACAACGGGUUUGGCCCUUUAAAUCAAGAUACUUGUAUAGAGUAUUGCAAAUUGAAAAAGCUAAAAGCAAGAGGCUUGUGCGUUGACGAAUUCACUUUCUAUGAACCACAUACCGAAAAAGUCUGCUCCGUAACAACUACAGAAACUACUACAUAUGAAAUGAAUAAGCACUGUAGUAUGGAAUGCCAGCCUGCUUGUCUGGAACAGGAUUAUGAAAUGGAAUAUGAAGAAGCUGAUCUAGAAACAAAAGUCAAAGGGGACAUUGAGUUGUUCAGUUACAUUGGAGGGUAUAUAGGAAUAUGGUUAGGAAUCAGCUUUGUAUCUAUAUGCGAUCUUCUGGAAUCAUUAUGCCAGCUAUUUUGUUACACAAUCAAGACGAAACCAUAAUUGUAUGAAUUAUGACGCUAAAAUGAUUUAUAAUUAUUGUUUUUCAUUGAUCUAUGCUUUACCUGAAUUGUUAAAAAAUAUAUCAUAAAUAUUGCUUAAUUCAGUGCUAAAUUGAUUUGGUAUUAGUAAUGUGAUCAAAUUAAUUUAUGCUAAUAUUGUAUUCAAAUUAAUUUCGUGUUAAUAUUGUAUACAAUUCAAAAAAUACUAUAGCAUAUUAUAAAUCGAUUUUGGUUCAUAAUCUGAAUCACCAUACGAAAUAACUAUUUUGAAUUACUUAUAUAAGUUACAAGAAUAAAAUUCAAAUUGCUUGUUGCA